Molecule: messenger RNA, 1065 nt
Organism: Ilex paraguariensis (yerba mate)
Lineage: Eukaryota; Viridiplantae; Streptophyta; Magnoliopsida; Aquifoliales; Aquifoliaceae
Source: the annotation of a GenBank genome assembly
AUGCAUCUAGCUCCUGGUUCUCGUGCAAUCAUUUCAAAUGAAAAGCUCUCUCAAAUACAAGGAAGUGAAGAAUCCACCAAUAGUGCACAUGUGGAAGAAAAAACCAAAAAUUCUCCUGUUAACACUACUGCAGAACCUUACAAAGGAAGAAUGGUUUUACCUUUCGAACCCCUAACUGUUGUGUUUCAAGAUGUGCAAUACUAUAUUAACACUCCUCCGGCAAUGAAAGAGCAUGGUUUCACUAAAAAGAAACUCCAACUUCUUUGCGAUAUUACUGGUGCAUUCAGACCUGGUGUUCUUACAGCAUUGAUGGGUGUCAGUGGAGCUGGGAAAACAACUCUUCUUGAUGUUCUUGCUGGAAGAAAAGUUAGUGGCAUUAUCGAAGGAGAAAUUAAAAUUGGAGGUUACCCUAAAGUCCAAGAAACAUUUUCUCGAAUUUCGGGUUACUGUGAGCAAACUGACAUACAUUCUCCACAAAUCACGGUCGAAGAAUCAGUUAUUUUUUCUGCUUGGCUUCGUCUUCAUCCUCAAAUCGAUUCAAAAACUAAAACUGAAUUUGUGAAAGAAGUCCUAGAGACAAUUGAGCUUGAUGGAAUCAAAGAUGCGUUGGUUGGUAUGCCUGGUGUUAGUGGUCUAUCAAAUGAGCAACGCAAGCGCCUCACAAUUGCUGUGGAGCUUGUUGCUAACCCCUCUAUUAUUUUCAUGGAUGAACCGACAACCGGAUUGGAUGCCAGAGCAGCUGCAAUUGUCAUGCGGGCUGUAAAGAAUGUUGUUGAUACAGGUAGAACAAUUGUUUGCACCAUUCACCAGCCGAGUAUUGAUAUAUUUGAAGAAUUUGAUGAGUUAAUUCUGUUGAAAAUUGGUGGAAGUAUGAUCUACUCUGGACCAUUGGGUCAACAAUCAAGUAGAGUCAUUGAGUACUUUGAGGGCAUCUUAGGAGUGCCAAAGAUCAAAAAUAAUUACAAUCCAGCAACAUGGAUGUUAGAGGUCACUUCUACAUCUGCAGAAGCUCAACUUGGUGUGGAUUUUGCCCAUAUUUAUCAGAAUUCUGCUUUGCUUGAGUGA